Molecule: messenger RNA, 1361 nt
Organism: Sipha flava (yellow sugarcane aphid)
Lineage: Eukaryota; Metazoa; Arthropoda; Insecta; Hemiptera; Aphididae
Exons: 2
Coding region: 427-1329 (300 amino acids)
Biological process (GO): regulation of transcription by RNA polymerase II
Cellular component (GO): nucleus; transcription regulator complex
Molecular function (GO): DNA binding
Source: RefSeq, a predicted model, not a curated record
AAGUUAUGUAUAUACAUAUAUUUGAUAGAUAACUCUUCGGAUUUCAAAGUUAUUAAAAAUACUGUUUCCAAGUAUUCCUAUAGCGUGGCUUAUCUGUAUAUUAUAAAUUAACGGUAUUAUUCAAGGACUAAGGCUAGAUGCACACUUGCGUAUUUUUAACGUGCGGUGCCGCACGUGCGUUUAGAAAUACUAAUAAUAGCAUGAAACGGUGCACACGACGUUGCGGCGACGUACGUCCCCAUGCGUGCAGUUUUUACCGUACGUUCCCGUCACGCCGCAAGUUCACCGGACACGCGUUAUCAACCGCAACUCCGGCAAACAGUACUUUGUCAUCAAUCGUGUGAUACCCACGUGCGUUUUUUCACGCGCCAUAAAAUUGAAAACGCGUCAUAAAAUUGUGAAAAAUUGUGAAAAAAAAUCACAGAAAUGGCAACAAAAACCAUUCAAUUUAAUAUUGAUGAGGUAGAUAUGGAGCUGUUCAUCAGUGAAGUUAAACUUCAUCCCGAAGUAUGGAACAUAGCUGACAAUAAUUACCACGAUCGAACUAAAAAAAGAGUAGCGUGGAUUGAAAUUUGUAGAGUAUUUUGUGAAGGAUUCGACGAAAAGGAUGAACGGGAUAAAAAUGAUAUAUGUACCUCUUGUAUAAAAAAAUGGCGAAAUGUCAAGGACAACUUUAAAAAAAGUUUAAACAAAACAAAAUCUGGACAGGCAGCUGGAUCAGGAAGAAAAUACAUUUAUGCCCGACAAUUAUCGUUCUUACAAACUGCAGGUGCUACUACGGAAACACAAUCCAGCUUUGGUAACGACGAAAUAGAGGAAGAGCUAACCCAGCCAGAGGAACCGGAACAACCUCCUCCCUACAACCAGCGUCCUACGAAAAAACGCAAAUCGGAUAUAGAGACCUCCUUAAUUGAUUUUAUGAACACUCCAAUUCCUACUCCAACUGCUCCAGUCAUUCAAGAACUUAAUCCAGACCGUUCAUUUUUCGAAAGUAUUCUACUAUCUAUAUCUGAUUUUACCGAAGACCAGAAACUAGACUUUCGCUGCGAAGUACUCAAUAUUAUUAAACGUAUGAGAAAACCUCCACAGAGUAUACCUCAAUAUCAUACAUCUGUACCUUUUACUGAAACAUCGGCUAUAUCCAAACAAUAUGCACCACUCCAAAAUGUUCAACAACAUCCUUCAUAUACACGGUUGCCACAAGUUCGCCCUUCUGAAAAUAUUACAUAUUCAAGACAAUUUGUUCCACCUUCAAUCAUUUCUCCACCCACCCCGUCCACAUACAGUGACGAAAAUAGUAUGGAUUUAUUCAGUAAUGAAACUUUAUAAAUAAUAACAUAAAAUAACUUACAUAAUUAAAA